Eriocheir sinensis (Chinese mitten crab) is the source of this 1905-nucleotide messenger RNA. It is a transcript of the gene Awh, whose product is annotated as LIM/homeobox protein Awh-like. Gene Ontology annotation, biological process: neuron differentiation; regulation of transcription by RNA polymerase II. Gene Ontology annotation, cellular component: nucleus. The record is from RefSeq and is a predicted model, not a curated record. The transcript is spliced from 7 exons. Gene Ontology annotation, molecular function: DNA-binding transcription factor activity, RNA polymerase II-specific; RNA polymerase II transcription regulatory region sequence-specific DNA binding. The coding region runs from base 548 to 1570 and encodes 340 amino acids. NCBI's taxonomy places the organism in Eukaryota, Metazoa, Arthropoda, Malacostraca, Decapoda, Varunidae.
UCUUCCGAUGCAGGCCGCCGCAGAUUCGGUGUUUUCAUGUCGCUUUGUGAACUGGUCGAGGGAAAUCGCGUCGGCCGUGAAAAAAAAAAAGAACCCCCAAAAAACGACGAAUGAUGAAAAUAGAAAUUAGUCUGGGCGGCGUAAUGAGAUUGUACCAAACUUCCUCCCCUAAUGAAGAGGCCCCGCCCUGAAACAAUGUCCUGGGCUUCGGGGGGCGGGGCGGGGUCACCAUGAAGGCCUGGCUCCACCUCUCCGACCACCCUCACCCAAUGGCAAACCAGCGCCGCCCCGCCCAGAGUCAGCCGUCGGGGGGGCCUGCGCGCGCACCACCCUCGGCUGUCUCUCCUGCUGGCUACAAGUUGCUCUGUGCGGCGAUUCAGCGGGAGGUUUAUUGGGUGUGCGUUGAAGUGCGUGAGGGACGAGUGUGGGAAGGAGGAGGAGGUGCUGUGAUUACUCUCGGAACCUUUUGAAUACCUGGAGGAGGAGGAGGAGGGAAAAAAACAACGCUCCGAGGAGGUCGUGAGCGUGAACUCGGUCUGGGACUUCCAUGAGCGGCGCCGCGGGACCUACCGAGUGCUGUCCCGCCGUCACCACCACCGCCACUGUCACCACCACCACCACCACCACCUUGGAGCAGUCAGCCACCACCACAACCACCACCGCAGCCGCCACCACCCCCACCGGAAUGAAGAAGUUGGGAAGAACAAAAGCACCGACAGUCAAACGUGAGCGGGUGUCACCCUCCCGCGGGGACAGCGUCGGCCUGUCGGUGGUGGCGUCCCAGGGGUGCGGCGAGGUGUGUCAGGGCUGCCGGGACGUAAUCGCCGACCGCUUCCUGCUGCGGGUCAACUCCCGCUCGUGGCACCAGACGUGCCUGCGGUGCUGCGUGUGCCAGCUGGCCCUCGACCGCCAGCCCUCCUGCUUCAUCAGGGAACACAACGUCUACUGCAAGACGGACUACACCAGGAACUUCGGCGCGCGGUGCGCCAAGUGCUGCCGCAGCAUCGGCGCCGCGGACUGGGUUCGCCGCGCGCGGGACCGCGUCUACCACCUCGCCUGCUUCGCCUGCGACGCCUGCAAGCGGCAGCUCAGCACCGGCGAGGAGUUUGCGCUUCACGACAGCCGCGUGCUGUGUAAGCAGCACUACCUCGAGUCCAUCGAGGGCGGCGCGACGAGUAAUGACGAGAACACGGACGGGGAGGGCAGCCAGCGGAAGAGCAAGCGGGUGCGAACGACGUUCACGGACGAGCAGCUGCAGGUGCUUCAGGCAAACUUCCAGAUCGACUCCAACCCCGACAGUCAAGACCUGGAGAGGAUCGCGCAGCUGACGGGCCUCAGCAAGCGGGUGACGCAAGUGUGGUUCCAGAACUCCCGCGCCAGGCAGAAGAAACACAUGUCCUCGAAGAAACAGCAACAAGGAGUGGACCGCGCCCUGCAGGACAUGAACGGCUCCCUGGCUCGAACCAUUGACCUCCACUUCAUGUACUCCUUCAGGCCACACAGCGUAGAGCCUGACGACUCCUCCUCCCCCGAGACGCCCAUAAUGACGAUGAUGCACGGAGAGGUGUGACGUCACGCACUGGGAUGAGGCGCGUCCCGUUGAAAAGGCUGAAGACCCCCUCCUCGACCCCCUCCACCUCUCCAUCACCAAGACCAAGACCUUCUCCACCUCCCCGUCACCAAGACCAAGCCCUUUUACGUCACCUCAUUGUUACGUCGCGGAAAGAGAGAUUAAAAAGACGGAUUAACGGACAGACAGACAGACGGACGGAUUGAUAGACUGACAGGCGGAAAAGACUUAUCACUUGCAAUUUUUUUUCUCUCCUGCCAUAUUCUGCGAUUUACUGAUUUCUCUUUUUUCAUUGUUAAGAUAUUUCAGUCGAUAAUAGAUGAUAUAUAAGUAUA